Messenger RNA from Gastrolobium bilobum, 3060 nucleotides. Its product is annotated as disease resistance protein Roq1-like. Gene Ontology annotation, biological process: defense response; signal transduction. The record is from RefSeq and is a predicted model, not a curated record. The coding region runs from base 136 to 3060 and encodes 974 amino acids. NCBI's taxonomy places the organism in Eukaryota, Viridiplantae, Streptophyta, Magnoliopsida, Fabales, Fabaceae. The transcript has 7 exons. Gene Ontology annotation, molecular function: ADP binding.
GAAAUAUCGAAGUAGGCAAAGAAGUGAACUCCGCGUGCUGUUUUGUUUACAAAAGAUCAACUUUUGUUUCUUUAUUCAAUUUACUUUACCAAACUGUGUUUCCAAACUUCUCUAGUUUGAGAAUCGUGAGCAAUCAUGGCAAGGCAAGAAUCAUUGUUGCCCUCUUCUUCCUUUAGCUUUGGAUGGAAAUAUGAUGUGUUUCUGAGCUUCAGAGGAGAAGAUACUCGUCACGGUUUCACUGGCUAUCUCUACAAAGCUCUUCAUGACAGGGGAAUUCAUACCUUCAUUGAUGAUGAAGAGCUUCAAAGAGGAGAUCAAAUCACACCAUCACUUGAAAAUGCAAUUGAAGAAUCCAGGAUUGCCAUCACUGUGUUCUCUAAGAACUAUGCUUCUUCUUCCUUUUGCUUAGAUGAACUUGCCCAUAUCAUUCACUGCAUCAAGGAAAAGGGUCGGAUGGUUUUGCCAAUUUUUUACGAUGUUGACCCUUCUCACGUGCGACAUCAGAGAGGUAGCUAUGAAGAAGCAAUGGCUUCUCAUGAUAAGAGGUUUAAGGAUGACAUGGAGAAGGUGCGAAAAUGGAGGAUGGCUCUGUGUCAAGCAGCUAAUUUGUCUGGCUUUCAUUUCAAACAACAAGGGAAAGAGUACGAAUAUGAGUUUAUUGAGAAGAUUGUUAAAGUGGUCUCCAACAAGAUUAAUCACUCUCCUUUAUAUGUUGCUGAUUAUCCAGUUGGAUUGGAGUCUAAAGUGCUAGAAAUAAUCUCACUUCUCAAUGUGGGAUCUGAUGGAGUCAACAUGUUAGGGAUCCAUGGAAUUGGGGGAAUAGGGAAGACAACAGUUGCUCGAGCAGUUUAUAAUGUGAUUGCUGAUUCAUUUGAAGCUUUGUGUUUUCUUGAUAAUGUUAGAGAAAAUUCAGUUAAACAUGGAUUAGAACAUCUCCAAGAAACACUUCUUUCUGAUUUAGUCGGAGAGAAGGACAUUAAGUUAGCAAGUGUCAAUAAAGGAAUUCCAAUAAUAAAGCAUAGGCUCCAGCGGAGGAAGGUUCUUUUAAUUCUUGAUGAUGUUGAUAAACGAGAGCAAUUGCAGGCAAUUGUUGGAAGGCCUGAUUGGUUUGGUUCUGGUAGCAGAAUCAUCAUUACAACUCGGGACAAGCAUUUGCUGAAAAGUCAUAGGAUUGAGAGAACAUAUGAGCUAGAUGGGUUGAAUAACAAAGAAGCUCUUGAAUUGCUUGGUUGGAAUGCUUUUAGAACUGACAAAAUUGAUCCCGAUUAUGUGGACAUUUUAAACCGUGCAGUAACUUAUGCUUCUCGACUUCCAUUGGCUUUGGAGGUAAUAGGUUCCAACUUGUUUGGAAAAAGGAUAGAAGAAUGGGAAUCUGCAUUAGAUCAGUAUGAGAGAAUUCCUAAUAAAAAGAUCCAAAAGAUACUUGAAGUAAGUUUUCAUUCUUUGGAGGAAUAUGAGCAGAAAGUAUUUCUUGAUAUUGCUUGUUGCUUCAAAGGAAAUGAUUUAGCAUAUGUCAAACAAUUACUUUAUGCUCAUCAUGAUUUUCGCCCAGAAUAUGGUAUUGGAGUGUUGAUUGACAAAUCUCUUGUAAAGAUUGAUGUGUGGGGUUGUGUAACAUUGCAUGACCUGAUAGAGGACAUGGGUAAAGAAAUUGUCAGACAAGAAGCACCGGAAGAGCCAGGCAAACGUAGUAGAUUAUGGUCCCUCAAUGAUAUAGUUCAAGUUUUAGAAGAUAAUAAGGGAACUAGUAGUAUUCAAAUCAUAAUGCUGGAUUUCCUCAAAUUUGAAGAAGCGGUUAAAUGGGAUGGAAACGCCUUUAAGGAGAUGAGAAACCUCAAAACACUUAUUAUUGGAAAAGGUUGUUUUUCGGAAGGUCCCAAACAUCUUCCAAAUAGUUUGAAAGUAUUGGAAUGGUGGAGAUAUCCCUCACCAUCUUUACCAUCUAAUUUUCAUCCAAAAAAUCUUGUGAUACUGAAGUUACCCCAAAGUCGCUCUAUUUCAAUUGAUUUGCUCAUGUCAAAUAAGGAGUUUAUGAAUAUGACAGUUCUGAAUUUUGAUUACUGUCAAUGUAUUACUGAGAUACCUGAUGUGGCUGGUGUCCCAAAUUUAGAAGAAUUAUCAUUUGAAUAUUGUGAUAAUUUAAUUGAAAUUCACAAAUCAGUUGGAUUCCUGAAUAAACUUAAAAUCUUGAAAGCCAAUGGUUGCAAGAAGUUUAGGAGUUUUCCACCCAUCAAGUUGCCCUCUCUUGAUAAACUCGAGCUUUCACACUGUCACAGUCUUGAGAAUUUUCCAGAAAUAUUAGGAGAGAUGGAAAAAAUAAAAUUUCUUCAAAUCAGUGACACUCCCAUAAAAGAACUUCCAUCUUCAAUUCAAAACCUCACUCGUCUUCGACUAAUGGCCCUGAGUUAUUGUCGAGGAGUUGUUCAGUUACCAAGGAGCAUUUCAAAGUUGCGAGAACUUGAUGAUUUGACCUUUUGGGAAUGCGAGGGAUUGCUUUUAUCUAAACAGAAUGAAGGUGAUGCACAAGUGAGCUCAUUGGUGUUUGAGAAGAACACUACAACAAAAAUGUCAUUUUGCAAUAUAUCAGACAAAUUCAUUCGAAAUGAUCUCCCUUUGUUUUGCAGUGUGCAAAGUUUAUUCCUAAGCAAUAGUAAUCUCACAAUUCUUCCUGCAUACAUCAAAAAAUGUCUCUAUUUGACAGAAAUUCUUAUUUUGGAAGCUUGCGAGAAUCUUCAAGAAAUUAGAGGGAUUUCACCCAACAUAAGAACUUUGCAAGCAACACAAUGCUCGUCCUUGACAUCCGAGUGUAGAAGCAUGUUACUGAAUGAGGAAUUGCACAAGGAGUGUGGAGACAAAAAGUUUCUCUUGCCAGAAACAAGGAUUCCAGAGUGGUUUGAGAACUGUACCAAUGGACCCUCAAUUUCUUUCUGGUUUUGUAACAAGGUCCCUGCGAUAUCUCUAUGUUUUGCUAUUCGACUUGUUUCAGAUGGCCCAACUACUAGCGGCCCAAUGGCUCAGGCCCAACUCCAGGCUCCAACCCACAUCAGCCCUAAGGGCUGA